ACCCAGAAAACUGACAGGAAGACUUUCGGUGCUGCAUCCCGUCUCCUAGAGCUGCAUCCCAUCUCCUAGAGCUGCCUCGCCUCUGGAAUUUAAAAUGCCUGCAGAAAACAGCGACCAGGAGAGCAUGCUGAGCUACCAGAGACCCGGUGAGGAGGUUGUCGUGGAUCAGGGUGGCACAAGCUCAGUCUUAAACAUCCACUAUGAGAAAGAGGAGCUAGAGAGUCAUAGGACCCUGUUUGUUGGAGUGAGGAUGCCUCUGGGUCGUCAGUCUCACCGCCAUCACAGACCUCACAGCUCCAAACACCGCAGGAGAGAGAGGACAAGAACCGGGAGCCUAGUGCAUGAUAGUGACAUUACAGAGACCUCACACGAUACACCAUCACAGAGGGUGCAGUUUAUUCUGGGCACAGAGGAGGAUGAAGAACACGUUGCUCAUGAGCUGUUCACUGAGCUGGAUGAGAUCUGCGUUAAAGACGGUAAAGACGCUGAGUGGAAAGAGACAGCCAGGUGGCUAAAGUUCGAGGAGGACGUGGAGGAUGGAGGUGAGAGGUGGAGUAAACCCUACGUGGCCACUCUGUCUUUGCACAGCCUGUUCGAGCUGCGUAGCUGCAUCAUCAACGGCACCGUCCUGCUGGACAUGAGAGCCAGCUGCAUCGAGGAGAUCGCCGACAUGGUGCUGGACCAUCAAGAGGCAGCUCAUGAGUUAGAUGACAGCGUGAGGGUGAAGGUUCGAGAAGCUCUGCUGAAAAGGCAUCACCACCAAAGCGAUAAGAGGAGAUCCAACCUCCUGCCCAUGGUAAAAUCUCUGACCGAUUCCGGCAGGAAGCAGAGUGAACCCCACAGUCUGGACAAAGCCGGUCAUGCCACAUCUUCUCAAGCUUUUCCUGUAACUGCUGAAGCAAAGAGCGGGGCAGGGCAGGAUAACGGACAAGUGGACCUCAGUAAGGUGGACACACACUUCAUGAAGAAGAUCCCUACCGGAGCUGAAGCCUCUAACGUGCUGGUGGGAGAGCUGGACUUCCUGGAGAGACCUAUCGUAGCGUUCGUCCGGCUUUCACCUGCGGUUCUGCUAACAGGACUCACUGAAGUACCCAUACCAACCAGGUUCAUGUUCAUUCUUCUCGGGCCGGACGGAAAAGCUCAGCAAUAUCACGAGAUCGGACGAUCCAUGGCAACCAUCAUGACCGAUGAGAUUUUUCAUGAUGUAGCAUACAAGGCUAAGAACCGGAGCGACCUUCUGGCUGGGAUUGAUGAGUUUUUGGAUCAGGUGACUGUUUUGCCACCUGGUGAGUGGGACCCUUCUAUACGCAUUGAACCGCCAAAAAGUGUUCCCUCACAGGAGAAAAGGAAGAUGCCUGGCGUUCCCAACGGGACAUCCGGUCCUGCCGAGGAGGAGCCACCUGGGGAACACCACGGACCAGAACUACAGAGAACUGGGAGGUUGUUUGGUGGUUUGAUUCUGGAUGUGAAACGAAAGGCUCCCUUUUACGUGAGCGAUUUUAGAGAUGGGUUGAGUCUGCAAUGUGUGGCGUCGUUCCUCUUCCUCUACUGUGCCUGCAUGUCUCCUGUAAUUACCUUCGGCGGGUUGCUGGGGGAAGCGACAGAGGGACGCAUUAGUGCUAUUGAGUCUUUGUUAGGAGCCUCGAUGACAGGCAUGGCGUACUCUCUGUUCGCCGGUCAGCCACUCACUAUUCUCGGCAGUACUGGACCUGUUCUGGUGUUCGAGAAAAUACUUUUCAAGUUCUGCAAAGAUUAUGAACUGUCGUACCUGUCUCUACGCACCUGUAUCGGCCUGUGGACGGCCUUCCUGUGUUUUAUCCUGGUUGCGACCGAUGCUAGCUCACUGGUCUGCUACAUCACUCGCUUCACAGAGGAAGCCUUCGCUGCACUCAUCUGCCUCAUCUUCAUCUACGAGGCCUUAGAGAAACUCAUACAUCUGGGAGAACUUUACCCUGUCAACUCACACAGUGACCUGGAUAAACUCACACUGGCAUACUGUAAAUGUGCAAUGCCUGACAACCCCAGUAAUAAAACUCUGACGAUGUGGAGUGAGACGAACAUCACGGCGUCCGAAGUGCCGUGGAGCAACCUCACUGUGAAGGAGUGUUUAAAUCUGCAAGGCCAGUUUGUGGGGACAGCUUGUGGUCAUCAUGGCCCCUACACUCCCGACGUGCUCUUCUGGUCGGCCAUCUUGUUUUUCUCCACCUUCUUCCUGUCUGCUUUCCUCAAGCAGUUCAAGACCAGCAGAUAUUUUCCAACACGGGUGCGAUCUAUGAUCAGUGAUUUUGCCGUCUUCCUGACAAUCUUUCUCAUGGUGCUGAUUGACUAUGCAAUUGGAGUGCCAUCACAAAAACUACAAGUGCCAAGCAAAUUUAAGCCUACACGAGAUGACCGUGGCUGGCUGAUUAACCCGAUAGGUCCGAACCCUUGGUGGACGGUUCUGGCAGCGGCAAUACCAUCCAUGCUUUGCACAAUCCUCAUAUUCAUGGACCAACAAAUCACAGCUGUCAUCAUUAACCGCAAAGAACACAAACUCAAGAAGGGCUGUGGCUACCACUUGGACCUGUUGAUGGUGGGGAUAAUGCUGGCUGUGUGUUCAGUGAUGGGCUUGCCAUGGUUCGUAGCAGCGACAGUACUUUCAAUUUCCCACGUGAACAGUCUAAAACUGGAGUCAGAAAGCUCUGCCCCAGGAGAGCAGCCAAGAUUCCUGGGUAUCAGAGAGCAGAGACUAACCGGCCUGCUCAUUUUCCUGCUCAUGGGCUGCUCUGUGUUUAUGACCGGUGCUUUACAGUUUAUCCCAAUGCCAGUGCUGUAUGGAGUGUUCCUUUACAUGGGAGCUUCAUCUCUCAAAGGCAUUCAGUUCUUCGACCGUCUGAAGUUGUUCGGCAUGCCAGCAAAGCAUCAGCCAGACUUCAUCUAUCUUCGGCAUGUUCCUCUAAGGAAAGUUCACUUGUUCACCAUCACCCAGCUCACCUGUCUUGUACUGUUGUGGGUCAUCAAGACGUCCCCCGCCGCCAUCGUCUUCCCCAUGAUGGUGCUGGCGCUGGUCUUCAUCCGUAAACUGCUGGAUUUCUGCUUCAGCAAACGGGAGCUGAGUUACCUCGAUGACCUUAUGCCUGAGAGCAAAAAGAAGAAACUUGAUGAUGCGUCUAAAAAGGCAGAGGAGCAGGAGUCACAGGAGAUGCUGGUUGAUGACUCAGACAGAGGAGACGAGAAAAACACGGUGAGGAUCCCGAUGGAGAGCAGCAAGCUGAUACAGUCUCCUAAAACACCAGACCCAAGGACUGACCCCUCUGACAUCAACAUCUCAGAUGAAAUGUCUAAAACUACAGUCUGGAAGUCACUUAGCUCUAACCAAAAAGACACACAGCGUGCAGCAGGGCUCAAAAAGGAUGACCGGUGAAGAGCCACACAGGACCUGCGAAUUCAUCAAGCAGUUCAUUAACAUCGUUCUUUCUAUCUCUCUAUAUCCCCCCCCCCCCCCGAAUCCCAAACAAGAUACACACUACAUACCAUUAACCCUCCUUAUACCCAUGAGGUAUGAGUGUGUAUACGAUGUCUGUGUGUUUAGUGUGUACAUAGAGGAGUAUGAUUCUCUACCCCUGUUUCAUUUUAGCACUUUAACGCUGUCUAGAACGUCACAGUCACCGCACACAAAGCGUGGAUUUUACUUUUAGGUGUCAAGAUAUUAAAUGUCUCCCAUUCCUGCUCAACAUGUGCGCUGUGGUGCGUCAUUGAAAUUAUUAAUAACCUCAGUAGUAAGAGUGAAAUUUUGAAGAAGUUGAGUAAGUGAAGUUUAUUUGUUUUUUUAAUAAGAUAGUGACACAAAUUGUGCAAGCAGGUUUUAGAGUCUGAAUUACAAGCAGUUAAAGGGAUAUUCCAGUGUUUUUCAGGGUCUGCUCAGAUGUAUGUGGAUAUUUCUGAAAAAUUAGCUUGUCUGUGUUUUUGUUCCUGGAUAUGACUCCAGAUCUAUUGCAAACCUGACUGAGAUAUGAUAUGAAUGAAUGAAAGAUAGAAUUUGACUCUUUCUGUCAUACCAUGUUGGUGUUUCUUCCCAAAUUUCUCCUUGGCUGCAUCUUAAUCAGCUCUCUAGCUCCCUAGGUGGUGAAUCAGUACAUCAUGUACUGCUCAGAACCGUGGCUCACUCCAUGCUGGGACUCAGAUGACUCAGUUUCAAAGAUUGAAAUAACUACAUACUCACAUUGUUGUAAAACCUCACAACUACCAUUUAUCACCAACAGAAAGGUUUGUUAUCUCUCACAUUAUUUAUUAAUUUUAUUUUCAAUGGUGCUUCCUGGAAGAUCGCAGGCUCAAUAAUGGGUUCUUUUAAAAUCGUUAAACACGAAAGUCGUAAGUCUACAUCCAGCUUUAUAUAGAAUAUCAAAUAAAGAGAAAAACCAUUAAGUCAACAUUUGAGAUCGAAAUGGAAAUCUGGAACAUUUUCUUGCCAGACCACCAGAGGGCAACGCUCCACAUUCUGAGUAACACUUUUUUGGUCGUGUUUCAUUUCCGUCGUUUUAUUGUGCGUCUGUUUCCCAGUCGAUCGGUUACCUGUUUAAAGUCGAUUUGUGUUUUUGACCCAUUUUGUUGUCUAGCUGUCGUUUCUUACCUGUGUGAACCCUGUGUGUUUGCUGAGACCAGUCUAGUUCUUGUGUAGUUUUGUUCUUGUAGUUUGUUCAGCAAUGAAAUUAUAGAGAAAUCCCUCUCUUUCCUUAACAAGCAUCAUUUCCUGAUUUUUUUCAGGCUGCGAGGCUUCAGAAAAUAUGACGUUAUUAUUUCAGGGAACAUAGCGAGCAGUGAUGCUUCCUGGGUUUUGUGGUGCAUUGUGGGAGAUUUUUAAUGAGCGAACCUUCUGGAAAGAUUUUACAAUCUCGUGAGAAUGGAUUGAGUCGCAGCGUUUCUCUUCCGCUCUUGUUAUUCUUGCAUUGUUUAACGUAACCAUUUAAUAUCGCCACCUCCAAGGGGCAGAUGUUGACCUCCAACAAAGCCACCAAAUCUUCCCAUAUUCUACCUGGGAUUUUCAACAAGAAUUUUUUUUAUCAAGAUUGCAGUGACGAAACGUUUAGAAAAACAUUAGGUUGUAAAACACUGGACUAUUCCUUUAAUUCUAACAUUAACGUGAUAAUAAAAACCCUCUGUUUUAAAUGGAUGCUUUCUGUUAGACAGCAGUGAAAAAUAAGCAAUAAAGGACAAUAACAGAUGAUAAUCAAUCAUGUAAAAAAUAUAUAAUAAAAAUAAAAAGUAAUAAAAAUGAAAUAUAUACAAAAAGCAGCUAUGAAGUGGAAGAAAACCCUUCUUUUUUCGUUCUUUACCAAGCUUGGGCAGAAAAGAAAACUUUCAUGUACUUGAAAUAACGGUAAGCGUUAAUUAAAACGUUGAGGUUUAGUUGUUAUAUAAAUGUAUGUAUCCGUCAGUCAGGGUGUCGUUGUCGGUUGUUAAGGUUUUCGUCAUCGUGUCGAGGUUAAAUGACAACAUUAGCUUUUUCUCAUCAAAGGAAAACUCCACCCUGGGUCAAAUUAAACGUUUUAAACGUAUUAUUAUGAAAUGUUUGUGUUGUUGAUUCUGGUGCUGAAUUUCCUGCGUUAUCCGCUUAAUAUUUUCUGAUGUCUUUAUGACGUAACAUCCAGCUGACUCACCUCCUCAUCUCUAACCUCUGCGGCUGUGGCGUAAAAGUCGAAGCUUUAAAAGCUGAUCUGUCCGAGCUGGAGUUUACAGAGGAGGACAUGAGACAGCUGGACGGACUACGGAUAAAGCCCCGCUGCAUCGGUGAUGAGCAAAUCCUGCUGCUCCACAAUCACCAGGAAUUGUGGUUAAUGUAGGAAAGUGUUUCAAAUAAAAAUAUAAAAAUUUUGAAUCAUCUUUCAGGGUGGAGUUUUAAACAGACUUUAGAGGCUCUUUAAUACUCCUCAGGGUUUAAAGUUCAGGCGUUUGGUUAAAACCACAGCUGUUGAUUUUUAAAAGCCAUUUAAAGGAAUACUCCAGCAGGUUUUAAACGAAUGUCCAGUCCGAUGCCAGUGACUUCCAAUGUAAGUGAAUUCGGCUCUAAGAAUUUUAAACUUGUUUCAUUUUACAGAGGAAACAAUAAAAUUCAUUUACAUGGAAGUAAAUGGAAAUGAAAUGCAAUAGAAAUGUAUGAAAAUAAAUGCUGGAGUCUCCUUCAUUGAUUGUGCACAGGAUUUUUUCAAAAAAAAAAAUUUUUUUUCGUUUCCUCCGCAUACAGUGAUGCAGAUGAAGCCAUUCGAUUAUCAAAGCACACUUUCAUCCUUAAGCUUCACAUCAGAUCAGAUCAGGUGACAGGGUCACAUCUCAAACCUGUUUAACUCCCUCCUCCGUUAAGGGCGUGGCCUUUCCCAUCUCUGCUAUUUACUUGUAAUAUUUUUUUUUUUUUUUUUUAAAAAGAAUUUUCAGGUCUGAUGAAAAAUUUUCACCUCAAAAUAAAAACAGCUCUUGAUUUGUAGUUGCACUUUAUGUAGAUAUACACAGAAUAUGAGGUUCUAUUUUUAAGCCAGAGAGCAUAACUUAACUUAUUAUUCUUACUUUUAUGAUUUAUUUUAGUAAAACGUCGGUGUGUAUGUUGUGAUAACGAGUGGGCGGAGCUUCCAUACUGAGUGUAUUGUGUUUAUAGUAAAAGAGAAGCAGGCGCUCCUGCCAGAGUGAGCUUUCAUUUCAUUCUUUUACGUGAAUGUCAAGCCAGUUCAGGACAAAUGUUAAGAACGCUGCCUUCAAGUCCUGUCGGAAUUAUAUGUCGGAAUUACAAGGCACAACGUGGGAAGUCGUAUAAGGAACUGGUGAAUAUGUUACGUAAGAAUUGUUCUAUUAGAGUGAAGCAACUACGCCGUCCUUUAGCUUCCAGGUGAACACACACCUGUUAUCACACACUUCUUGUUAUCGCUUAUGUUAUAGCAGCUAUAAACAGUCGUUCCCUGACGAAUUCUUUUCAUCCAUCUGAGAAACCACAAACUUCUCUGUUCUGAAAAAACGUCUCUGUUCUGGUACAAAAUGCCGACAAUGGAGACUUCCAGAAACAUUAAACACCCCCUUUUCACCAUCAACAGCUCUCUGUUUAUUCUUAGUCUUGUAAUAAUUAUGUGGAUUAAUACAUCUGCGGUUUGAGCCCCUGUGAAUAAGCUGUUACUAUAGUAACCAACAUCUGACCAAUCAGAAUGAAUGAACUUUUGACCAGUCCAUAACACUAUACAUAACAUUAGACACCACACACACACACACACACACACUCACACACACACACACAGAUUGAAAAAUAUGUUCUUCUGGAAUUGUUGAUUUUAAAACUUUAGUACAUUAUUAAUGUUUAAUCAGUGCUAAAAAAAAAAAAAAAGCUUGAAUGUCACGUUAGCCGUACAAACCUCGCUACAAAUAUCAACGUCACGUGCUGGAGACUUAUUACACUCAUCGUUAAUCAUCUUUCAGCAAUUUCCUGUUUGUCUGUUCACUAAAAAAAAAUCCUAAACAAUGUUUUGGAACAAUUUCUGGAAUUCCAUGAAGAAGAAAAAAAAAUAUUUCAAAUUAAUUGGGUUACAUUUGAUUUGUGUGUCGUCGUGCUGUUCUGAUCAGUAAGUGUGUUGAUGCUUCGGUCCAUAACGACCCGACUUAACCGUUUUGUUUUCUCAAUGUAUUAUAACAUUUAAUAUAUUUAACAAAAAUAAAACAAUACUGUAUUUUCAAUAUUUAACUCAAAUUAACAUUUCAAGACAUCAGAUCUGUCUGAACAUAAUGUUUAAUAUCUAUAUGUUAAUCUGUUUCCAUGUAUUUAUUUAAACCAGCAGCACCUCGGUGUGUAUUAGUCCCCUAUAGCAACAAAGUUCACCAUAGUGUCCAGGACUUUAACUGCCAAAGCAGAGCCAGGAGUAAGAGUUUUUGUGUGUGUGUGUGUGUGUGUGUGUGUGUGUGUGUGUGUGUGUGUGUGUGUGUGUGUGUGUGUGUGUGUGUGUGUACUGUAGAAAGGCUCAGAUUGUCUGGUCAUAUAUACUGUCUGCAAUAAAUUUAUGCUUGGUUCAA
Messenger RNA from Tachysurus fulvidraco (yellow catfish), 8019 nucleotides. RefSeq names its product solute carrier family 4 member 8 (gene slc4a8). Gene Ontology annotation, molecular function: solute:inorganic anion antiporter activity; monoatomic anion transmembrane transporter activity; sodium:bicarbonate symporter activity. Gene Ontology annotation, biological process: monoatomic anion transport; transmembrane transport; bicarbonate transport. The record is from RefSeq and is a predicted model, not a curated record. The coding region runs from base 95 to 3403 and encodes 1102 amino acids. The transcript is spliced from 25 exons. Lineage: Eukaryota; Metazoa; Chordata; Actinopteri; Siluriformes; Bagridae. Gene Ontology annotation, cellular component: plasma membrane.